Purpureocillium takamizusanense is the source of this 249-nucleotide messenger RNA. Its product is annotated as Mannan endo-1,4-beta-mannosidase. NCBI's taxonomy places the organism in Eukaryota, Fungi, Ascomycota, Sordariomycetes, Hypocreales, Ophiocordycipitaceae. The transcript is spliced from 2 exons. The record is from RefSeq and is a predicted model, not a curated record. The coding region runs from base 1 to 249 and encodes 82 amino acids.
AUGUGGUCCGUCAUGAAGCUUCACUCUGCCAUCAUCUCACCCCAUGAUGGGAACAAGCUCAACGGCGCGAACGGGUGUAUCAUCAUCUUCCCCCACUUCUUGAUAGACACCAACGAUAUCUACGGCCAGACAUAUGGCGCCCGCAGCUUCUACGAGCAGCAGGCCGCGUACGACGCCUACGAAGCGCGCCUCCGCUUAAUUUCGCCCUCCUACUUUGGCAAGUACAGCGGCAAGGCCUGGCGCGACUAG